Messenger RNA from Fusarium verticillioides 7600, 3087 nucleotides. Its product is annotated as anaphase-promoting complex subunit 2. The annotation marks the transcript as partial. The transcript has 2 exons. Gene Ontology annotation, biological process: ubiquitin-dependent protein catabolic process. Gene Ontology annotation, cellular component: anaphase-promoting complex. Lineage: Eukaryota; Fungi; Ascomycota; Sordariomycetes; Hypocreales; Nectriaceae. The record is from RefSeq and is a predicted model, not a curated record. Gene Ontology annotation, molecular function: ubiquitin protein ligase binding.
CAAUGAUCAUAACAGCGUCGCGAUACCGGGCACGCAAGCAAAAGGUCUUCUGGUCCGUUUUCCAGACGGAUGUCUCAUCGCCCACGCCGCGUUCAACUCCCGUUGCCGCCUUCACCGAUGAAGGUGCUGCCUUUGGAGGUCCCCACGCGUCACAUCACCGUGCCCACCCACCACCACCACCGCCUCUAUUUCACGAGACUCUCCAACAUACCGAUGACCAGUUUCGUCGUGAUUUACAUACCAUCAUUGGUAACUCUCUCAACCAGGGCUUGACGAAUGCCCUGAGAAGUGUCUUACAGCGACUCAUACGUUCUAGUCUUGGUAUUGGGAGACGCUAUGCUGGAGUUUUAGAAUCACAAUAUAUUUAUGGUGAUACGGCGGCUCGGGAAGAGCUUCUGGGGCUUCUCGAAUCUCUUAAGAAUGUUGGACUGGUGGGGGAGAGAUUUCAAGUGCUCUUUGCCGAAAUCAUGGAUGCUAGCAUGGUAGAAUUUAUCAAGACCUGCUAUUCGGGAUUCUGGGAAACGUCUGAACAGUCGUCAACGCCAAGCUCAAGCACCCUGACUGGGUGCCUUGACCAUCUUUCAGAUUGGGUUGAAAACCAGUACGGCCGCCUUGCUGUUGAGGUGUUCAGUCGUCUUGGAACCCCUAUCGCUUGGAACGAUGUUGAAUGCUGGAAGGAGAUCGCGGUAGGUCGCCUUGCUACUUUGCGAAUUCAAGAACUAUUUGAUAUCGCUUUGAAUUGGCCAGAAAGCCGGGGCGGACUCGAGGAUCUUCGUCUGGCUGUUUCUACGCCACAACGCCGUCUUCAAUUGACCGACACGUUCUCCCUCGCUCUUCAGAAGCGACUCCUUCAUCCUGGACGAUCCACCUCCGAUAUCCUUCAAACGUACAUUUCUAUGAUAAGGACAUUUCAUGCCUUGGAUCAUUCCAAGGUUCUCCUUGAUCGUGUCGUUCAUGCACUACAGCUGUACCUGUGCCAGCGGGACGAUGCCAUCAGAAUCGUGGUCACAGGCUUGCUCUCUAACCCGAGUGAAGCCAGUACGGGGGAGGGAAAGGCAAAGCUUGCGGAGUUGGCAGUUUUACUCAACUCAGCUGCUCAACAGCAACGGCGCCAGGUCGACGACGAGGACCUGGACUGGAACGACAUGACCUGGGUGCCCGAUCCUGUAGACGCAGGUGUCAACUACAAGAGACCGAAGAACGAGGACGUCAUCGGAACUCUGAUCAGCGCGCUUGGGUCUCAAGAGAUUUUUAUCAAGGAGUUCCAACUCAUCAUCGCAGAGCGAUUGCUUUCCAACCAAGCAAGCUUUACACAAGAGACCAAAGUACUGAGCCUGCUCAAGAAGCGGUUCGGCGACAAUGCUUUACAAAACUGUGAUGUCAUGAUGAAGGAUAUUCAAGACUCAAAAAGAGUCGAUGCAGUUCUUGGAAAGAAUAUUUCUCAACCGUCGCUUGAUACAGGAGCACCAGCAUAUCACUCCAAGAUUCUCUCUAGACUCUUUUGGCCAACCUUACCUAAGGACCCUUUCACAGUCCCGCCACCCGUUGCUGCGAUGCGGGCCAAAUACGAACAAGGGUUUGAGCGACUCAAGACCUCUCGCAAACUCACUUGGUUGGAUCAGUUAGGUUCUGCAACAGUCAAACUUGACUUUGAGGACCGCACUGUCGAGCUUGAAUGCAAGACUUACGAGGCUGCUGUGAUAUACGCGUUCCAGGACGACAGCACUGAAGGCAGACACGGCUCCACAGCACGAACUUUCGAUGAGAUAUGGCAACAGCUCAUGAUAGACGAGGAUCUUCUCGAUCUGGCUCUAAAGUUCUGGGUCUCCAGGAGAGUGCUCCGUGACGUUGGCAGCCGAACCUAUGCUGUCUUGGAGCGUCUGAACGAGGGUGAACAAGCAGGUAAAUCAGGCGAUCCUGGUGAAGCUCAGGAACUUGGCAAUGACAGCCGCUCGUCUCCUCGCAAGCCCAAAAUCGAUCCCAAGGAGCAGGAGCGCCGAACUGUAUACUGGCAGUUCAUCGUGGGCAUGCUGACAAACUCAGCACCAAUUAUGCCUCUUGGACAGAUGUUGAUGAUGAUGAAAAUGCUGAUUCCUGAUGGCUGUUCCUGGACGAAUGAGGAGUUGCAGGAGUUUUUGGCAGAAAAGGUGGCGGAGAAUAAAUUAGAGCUAACCGGCGGCAAGUAUCGCUUGCCGAAGAAAUCAGAGCAGGCUACUCGAACAUGAGCGUCACUGAGGGUCGAAUGUCUGCAUCAUGGGGUUCGAGCGAAGUGAGCACUGACUGCAGUGUCACCCUCUCAACAAACCAACGUGGCUCCGGAGCCCGUCAGCGCAUGCUUGCACCACAGCACAAACACUCGGGAUCGAGAAGGAGAUUAACGAGCCGAGACGACUGUUCGAUGGCGAAUAUGUCAUGGUUGCUGCUGCCGUAUCGGAAGGGAAAUGGAUAUAUGCUUACUUCAUCCUCGUCUUGUUCUGUAUGUGAACGAGGCCUCGCCUUACAUCGAAACGUGGCACAAAGACGGAGCCUAGAGGUUACAUAUAUAACCAGCUCAGCUCAACAGCCUUGAUACAUCAUUCUUGCUCCUAUUUCGUGCCUGGGGAAGAGGAGGGGGGUAUGUACUUUGUUGUGCGUUGCUCAAAGCUUCCAGCUGAGGCCAGGCAAACAGCCAGAAUAGGGAAUAAUGAAUCAAGCUGCCUCAAAUGUGCAGACCCUCCGAGUGUUUGUGAUCUUCACCGGGGUUUAAGAAGUUUGCUAGCAACUAACUAAGGCGUCUGCUUUUGAAGGAAACUGGGAAAUUUUCUUUACCAUCUUCAGAGUUGACUCAGUGCAGAUCUGGAAUGGCAAGGGCACCAACAAUGUUCUAGGUGCAUAGAUCCCAUGAGUUCUCAAACACCGAAGACCAGUUGAUGCGUCGUUUCGUUUCGUGGGCUAAAGUGGUUGCAGCUAUUGGCUCCUCAUUAUUUCGAUGAGGUUGAAGUGUAGAUACGUGAGCUCAAAAGAAUCUUGUCAUGCUUUUAAGGGUUCCUCAAAUCCUUAUCAACUCGGUCAAUGGCUUGAAAAGUGUAUGCCACAUUCUAAUCACGG